Molecule: messenger RNA, 2229 nt
Organism: Closterium sp. Yama58-4
Lineage: Eukaryota; Viridiplantae; Streptophyta; Zygnematophyceae; Desmidiales; Closteriaceae
Source: the annotation of a GenBank genome assembly
AUGGAGCAGGAUGGCAGCAAGGACGAGGAGCAACCAGAGGAGUGGGACAGGCAGUUCGCUGCAGGGGUCAAGGUGAGGCAGUUCGCUGCAGGGGUCAAGGUGAGGCAGUUCGCUGCAGGGGUCAAGGUGAGGCAGUUCGCUGCAGGGGUCAAGGUGAGGCAGUUCGCUGCAGGGGUCAAGGUGAGGCAGUUCGCUGCAGGGGUCAAGGUGAGGCAGUUCGCUGCAGGGGUCAAGGUGAGGCAGUUCGCUGCAGGGGUCAAGGUGAGGCAGUUCGCUGCAGGGGUCAAGGUGAGGCAGUUCGCUGCAGGGGUCAAGGUGAGGCAGUUCGCUGCAGGGGUCAAGGUGAGGCAGUUCGCUGCAGGGGUCAAGGUGAGGCAGUUCGCUGCAGGGGUCAAGGUGAGGCAGUUCGCUGCAGGGGUCAAGGUGAGGCAGUUCGCUGCAGGGGUCAAGGUGAGGCAGUUCGCUGCAGGGGUCAAGGUGAGGCAGUUCGCUGCAGGGGUCAAGGUGAGGCAGUUCGCUGCAGGGGUCAAGGUGAGGCAGUUCGCUGCAGGGGUCAAGGUGAGGCAGUUCGCUGCAGGGGUCAAGGUGAGGCAGUUCGCUGCAGGGGUCAAGGUGAGGCAGUUCGCUGCAGGGGUCAAGGUGAGGCAGUUCGCUGCAGGGGUCAAGGUGAGGCAGUUCGCUGCAGGGGUCAAGGUCAUAGCGUUGAUUGGUGUGCCUCAGGGCGUGCUUCAGAUUGCCGCCUGCACGCCGAUCAAGCCGACCAAUGAGAUGAUUGCAAAGCUUCGAACCAAGUUCGACGAGCUUCGGAAGCCCCCCCGAGUCACCCCCAUUCCGAACCUGCAAGCUGCCCUUCCAAACCAGUCCCUCCUUCCAAGCCAAUCCACACCUCCCCCAAAUACCACCUCCCAUAACCCCUGCCGCCCAACUGCUCCUGGCCAAUCACAACCAAGCACAACCAAGUCAGCAAACAUUUCACCAGAAGACCUUAUUCUCUUGAAAAAACUUUUGGGCAGCUCUGGAGAAAAUCUCACUGCUGCCCAGGCGUCUCAGCUCUUGACCCAGCUUGCAUUGCUAUCUGGGAAAACACCUGACGCACAGGAAGCACCGACCGGGGGACAAGGGAAGGCCAAGGGAGGGCUGGACUGGGCAGGCUUAGCCGGGGGAGGCGGAUUGAGUGCGUCGCCAGGUGCUUUGCAGAGGGAGAAUUGGGAAGCGGGGAACGGGAUAGGUGCCAGUGGGCCUAGUGGGACGGGGCUAGGGUUUGCAGGUAAAACUGGGGAGGGGAGAGGGAAGGGUGCAUGCAGUGGUGGUGAUGAGGCAGCAGAGGAAGGCACAGGGGAGUGGCGGCCGGGGGAGAAUGUGAUGAUGGAGAGUGUGGGGGAUGGGGCAGGGCAGGACGUGUAUGAGCUUUCGUCAGGGCCAGGGGGAACGGAUAUGUCGGUAUGUGGAGGUGAAGGGGACGCCGGGGAAGGAGGGGCUGCUAGUGGUGCUACUGGUGGUGGUACUGGUGAUGCCUCUACUGGUGGUGCUUCUACUCUUUGCGGGUCCCCCAGGGGUGCGGGCGUGGGGCGGGGGAGGGAGAUGGCAGGAGGGGGGAUAGGAGGCGGAAUGGGAGGCGGUAUAGGGGGAACAAGGCUGGCAGGAGGAGCAGGGAUGGAAGGUGGGGGGGCUUGUGCAGGGGCAGGGGGGAUGGCAACAGGGGAAGCAGCGAUGGUGCAUGAUGCUGCGUUUGCUCAGUCGAACCAGGGAGCAGUUGAAGGGGCGGGGAUAGGAGAGAGACGAGGAGACGGGUGGGGAGAUGGAAGGAGGGCGGAAGGGGGUGCAGGAGUGGGAGGGGAGGUGGGGGUGGAUGAGAUGGAAUGGCUGCUGCAGGAGAUGAUAAUGAUGCAUGGCAGUGGUGAUGGUAGCGCCGCCACUGCUGAUGGCAAUGCUGCUGCAACUGAUGGCACCUCUGUUGCGGCUAAUGCAUAUGCUGCUGCUCUUGACACGUGCGGCUUGGCUGAUGGGGACGCUUGCUUGGAUGGCGGGCUAGACGUGCUUAUAGAGGGCGGUGCAGCCAGCGAUCUCCAAAUGGCUGCCCCUGACGGCGUGGAAGGGUUGAUGGGGGCGGGGAUUGGGAUGGGAGGAGAGGAGGAGUUAGGAGAAGAGUGGGCGAUGUUCUUAGAUGUGAUGGAUGUACCACCAAUACUGGAUGAUCUGGAUGAGGUGAUGGGCUCCACUAUUGCAUGA